Thamnophis sirtalis is the source of this 5034-nucleotide messenger RNA. The record is from RefSeq and is a predicted model, not a curated record. Lineage: Eukaryota; Metazoa; Chordata; Lepidosauria; Squamata; Natricidae.
AGAUGCAAUAUGUGAAAACCUAGUUUUCUUGACCAAUCUAUGAAGCUGGAAAAAGUGAAAGGUAUUAGUCAACAAUAACUUCAUUUCAGAAGAGCCAUUAAAGAUAAUAAGCAGAAAAAAAUUCCCAUCUUGACAGAAGAAGAGAAUGAUAAGUUCAUAACUGAAAAAGAAGAACAUUGUGGUUGAAACCAUCAUUCAAACAAACGGAAAAGAAAUAAAGCACUGGUUAAAGAUGAAUUACAGAACACCCACUGUAAGCAAUCUGUACCUCAGUGGCACUACCAGGCCUGAGACAGACCAUGGGACAACUGUUGAUGAGACUGGAUCAGAAACUGUUGCAAUGACACCUGAACCCAGCAGCUUUAUCAGCACCAAAAUUCCAGAUGUGGUCAGCAAUGGCCCAGUCAUGGAGACCAUGCUGUUGUCCUUUGGCAUCAUUACUGUUAUUGGGUUGGCAGUAGCAGUGGUUUUGUAUAUUCGGAAGAGGAAACGACUGGAAAAAUUACGACACCAGCUCAUGCCCAUGUACAAUUUUGAUCCUGCAGAAGAACAAGAUGAGCUAGAGCAAGAACUGCUGGAGCAUGGCAGAGACGCUGCUUCUGUUCAGGCUGCCCAAAGCAAGGCAAAUCAAGGUGUUCUCCAGAGACCCAGUCGUCUUGUGUUCACAGAUGUUGCGAAUGCCAUCAGUGCAUGAAGAAUACAGGAAGAUGACACCAGCCAGUUAGCAAGCUACUGUGGGUAGUGAUUAUCAAUUCUCGUUGGGGGAAAGAGCCCAAGAACCAAGACUGCCAGUGCUCCUUUGCCAAGAAACUGCCCCAUGCUGCAGAGUUUGAUUGGCAAUGUUGCAGGUACCAAGUAAUGUAUGAUAGAAGAUGAGAGGUUAUUUAUAGAUACAAUGAUUGGAACGAAUAUAGUAACAGGCUUUGGAAAUAAUAGCAUCAAUUCCUAAGGCCUUCCUUCCCUGAGAUAUUGACAAAGGUAUCUAGAGUUUGAGACUGCAGAUUCAGCUAGGGCCAUACUAUGCAGUAGACCCAAAAUAUGAUCCUGUUGGUUUAACUCCUAGGAACCUGGAAUGUAUGAAGUUGUCAACAUAUAUUGGUGUCAUCCCAUCUCAUUUUCUCUGGUGCAGUAAAAGCUGCCCUUCAGUAUAAUCAUAAGAGUUAGCUGUUGUCUUUCCAUUAGAUUUCUACAAUGUAAGGUGUUCUACUAGCUGGUUUUUGAGGAGGGAUAACCUGGAAUGAAGGUACUGCUAAUAGUAACCUCUGUGUCUUACAGAGGAGGGAAACCUCACAGGGCAUAAUGAUCACCUCUUCUAACACUAAUUCUUAUUAUAGGGGAAGAAUCUUAGAAAUAAGAACAAUGAAGCUAACUUGUAAAUCUUGAGAUGAUUCACUCCAGUCAGUAUUGGCUGAAAUGAAAUUUAAAAAAAAGAAAGAAAAAUGAAGUUGUAUUUGGAAAAAUAGUGUUAUAUAUAUGCAUGUUCUUGCAUAUAUUAAAUAAUCAGAAAUCCCCACAUCUCCAUAUUGAAUGGGAUAAUAACUCAUUUGAACUCCAUGGGAAAGUCUCAACACUUUUUAACCUUGAAAUAAGAGCAGUUCUAAAUGGAGAUAAUGCACAUUUUACAAUUUAAGGGAAAAAUGCAUCUGCCUACCUAGCUUAUUUGUUUAUUAGAUAAACUGGGAUACCAUCCCUAUGGCUAAGACCAUUUUGCUUAUCCCAUUGGCAGCUGGGUAGAGUGCCGAGUUUCUUAUUUAUUAAGCUAAUUUAUUUUCUUCCAGUCACUAAAAAUGAAUAUUUAUUUAUUUACUUUAUUUAUUUCAGUUCAGUAGCUGCCCAGCUCAACAAGGGACUCUGGGCAGUGUACUAUUUACAAGAGAUUUGGGCACAGAAUUUGGAUUUUGUUUUGUUCCAGUUUGGAAAUGAGAGGCAGGGGGAUUUGGGAAUUCCAGUUGUUCCAGUUUGGAAAUGAGAGGCAGGGGGAUUUGGGAAUUGGGUGCAAGGAAGAAAGGACAGCAAACGAUAAUUGCACAGAUGCCAAGAGGCCUGUGCUAAGCAAAGGCCCUUGUUUAAAAAAAAGCUUUGCAUUUUUAAAAAUGGAUUAGUGAAAACAAUUGGGAACAAGUUUUAUUUACAUUUAUCUAUCCCCCCCGCCCCAUGAUGGCACAGAUCCUCAGGAACCUGCAAGAGCAGCCAGUAUCUGUGUUAUACUUUGUCUUGUGGCAUGGUGGCGACUCUGUCUGUUUCUGGAGCUGCCACUUAUAUUUACGUUUACAUUGGAUUUCUAUCCUGUCUUUCUAUUGCUUUGUCCAGGAAGGCAAACAAAAAAGAGCCAUUACAAUAAAGGGCUAAAACAAAUCAAUAAAAAGAAAGGGAGAAAAAAAAAAUCUGGGACACAAAAGAAAUCACUGUAGAGAAAAUAAUUCCUGAUGAAAAAUUGGAAGGCUGGGUGAACAGUUACAGCCUAAUUAUGUGUUCUGUGUACAAAAAAAAACCCAAACAAAAUUUCAAUUCUAGCAAGUCAACUUCCCCUCCUGUUAACCAUCCCUGCUGUGAAAACUAAUGUUAAAUAUCUAUGCAUGUUUAUCUAUUGUAGUUUCAGUGCAACGGAGAUGGGGGAAGGAGAGCUCAUUCCCCCUCUCCCUCUUGCAAAGAAUCAGAUCACGGAUGCUGCUUCGGAGUGUCUUGUCUUUCAGAGCUCGGGCAGGGGUUAUAUGCAUGACAUAAAUCCAUUUGCUUUGGCAGUCGCUAAAAGAAACCACCUGGUGAAGAAUCAGUAAGGAUAACAGGCCACAAUAAUGCGUUCCAGCUACAAGAGGUAAAUGAGAAACAGUACGAAGGAGAGUGUUUGUGGGCACUCACACCCUUUACAACAGAUUUUGGAACCCAACCACAAGCCCCUGGCAGAAUGCUUACAUUUAUCCGGUGCUAAUCAAGGCAGAAAAAAGUGCAGAUUAAGUACAAAUGAGAUUUCAUGCAGUGAUGCAAUAUGUCUGUGUGUCUCUUGUGUGUUUUGCCGGCAGUUCUUUUUUUGUGUGUGUGUUCUCAAGAUUGUAAAUUAUCUGCCAUCUCUUCUCAAAAGGAACAUUUUAAAAAUGUUUCUCAAUCCAGUUCUUCCUUGAAUUUUGUGGGAAACUGUAAAUCAUACAAGACCAAAUCUGUAUGAUAUAUGCAUAACUUUUGGCUGUCACACCAAUGAGUUAAUGGCAUGAUAUAUGUGGUGCAGGUAUCUCUAUAUAUCAAUGCUAUCGCUGUCCUGUCACCUCAUUUUUUUUCUGUGCAUGCAUUUUGACAGAAGUGAUUUUCUCUUCAACCACAGAGCAAUUCUGUAGAAGUUUAUUAUACCGUACAUCUGUUAAUACAGUGAUUAACUCCAAAAAAUAUACCUCUUAACCAAGUUAGCUCCUUCUCCCCCUCCUCCAGGACUCCACCCCUUGAAAGAUAGGGAUCAUACAUGUAAGAAGGAAGGUGUGAUAAAACCUUCCUUAGUCAAAAUGAAUUCUUUAAGAACAAUUGCACAGAUAUGAGUAACAAUUUCUUCUGUCACAUUCAUUCUUUAAAAAAAAGUUCAAAUGACUCCUAAGGACCCAGAUGGAUCUACGAUCCUCAGUUAACAUGAAUUCAGUUUCCCCAACUCAAAUCAAUAAGCUAGAACCCAGACUUUGUGCAAUUCUGCAGAAAAUGCCUGGAGAAAUUGUGAGCUUCUAGGCAUUGGUGGAUUCCAGUUCCCCUUGUCCCUGGAAAAUGUCUAGGGAGAUUGUGGUUCCUCAACACUGUUAUAGAGAAGCUGCUGGUAAAAAAAAAAGAUAUUAAAGGAGCAAUUCUUAUUUUGGGCAGCCGUAAUUUUGCUUCACUGACCCACCACGCAUACCUGCACUAGAUCCUGCCAUUUUGAGACCUUUUCGUUUGCAUUCCAAUUAGUUGAUUGCUGAUAUUGCACAUGAAACUUUUGGCCAGUUUCUUUACAGGCAAUGGCUAUGCCAAUUCUUUAGCCAUCUCUAAACUAAACUUACAGCUGACAGAUAUGGUGAAAAUACAACUCCUUAGAAAUUGUGGGAGUUUCUGCACCAAAAUAAUUGAUGUGCUCCAGGUUGCCAAAGGCUGCUCUGUGCUUUGCAAUGCUGCCACUGCUAAAUAACAAUCAGGUUUAUUUCCUUCUGGUUUCUGUUUCUCAGUGGCAGGAUUGUCUCUCUCUUUCAAUCACUAUCAUUAGAAAUGCAAAAGAUUCAAAAAACAAAACAAACAAAACUGGAAAAUAUGUUUUUGUAAAUGCAGCAAGAUGUUCAAUGAAGUGCCAUUAAUGGAAAUCCUUCAGUUCUCAGACACUUUAAAUCACGGAGGCUGAAUGAUUAAUUUAGUGAGUAUUUGGUACAACCCUGCACUUUUGGUCCGCGGAUUAUUUCUGUAUGAUUCAGUAAGUCCGUAUGAAUGAAUAUGAGUAGAGAAAGGGCCGUUCCCUUGGCUCAGCAUACUUCAUUCUGUGGUGCAGCCUCUCUGAUUGUAUUGUAUCCCUGAUGACUUAAGAGAGGAAUGCAGAGAUUUUGUCAGGGUUCUUCUACCACAGUAUUCUAAUGCAAUAGCCCUUUCUAACAUGUACUCGGAUAACUAUGACAAUAUGUUCUUGUAUUUGAGAUGUUAUUAAAAUAUUUAUGUGAAAUCAAGAAUUUUAUUGGGGAACCCCCAAUCCCCUUCAUUUUGCUUGAUCCUACAAAUCCUACUUGAUCCUUCACUCCGUAAGAGGGCACAAUUGUCUUGUCUGGGGCACAAUUGACUUUUCAUAACAUUGAAAACCAUAACAUGCAGCAGAAUGUCACAAGCUAAGCAGAAAGGCACUUCCUUCCUUUUCUCCAUGCCAGGGGUAUCAAACUCCCAUAGUCACAUUGUCGUCAUGUGACAUAUCAUGAUUCUCCCCCCUCUUCCUUAAACUGGGGUUGGCAUGGCCAGUGCAUGACGGGUUGGCAUGGCCAGUGAAUGAUGGAACUGGGUAUAAUGAAAAGAAGGACUAGGGGAGACAUGAUAGCAGUGUUCCAAUAUCUU